AUGUACGCCGCCGCAUCGCUUUUGGCCUUGGCCACAACGGUUUCGGCCGCCGUUAAGGGCUUCAACUACGGCUCUACACUCACAGAUGGUUCGGCCAAGCAGCAGUCCAACUUUGAGAGCGAGUUUAAGACUGCCCAAGGGUUGGUUGGUGCCUCUGGCUUUACUAGUGCCCGACUUUACACAACGGUGCAAGGUGGCUCAGCAAACGACCCGAUCUCAGCUAUACCCGCUGCUAUUAGCACCAAGACCUCUCUCUUACUCGGCUUGUGGGCCUCUGGUGGGGACAUAGCUUUCAGCAACGAAGUUACUGCUCUUAGUCGUGCCAUCAAACAGUACGGCGAUGCGUUUACUAGCAUCGUAGAUGGUAUCUCAAUCGGCAGUGAGGACCUCUACCGCAACAGUCCGACCGGAAUUGCCGCUGGCUCAUAUGUUGGCGCCGAGCCCGCCACAAUCGUCAAGUACAUCAACCAAGUUCGUGAUGCCAUCAAGGGUACAAGCCUCUCUGGUGCUCAGAUCGGGCACGUCGAUACCUGGACUGCAUGGGUAAACGGCUCCAACAGCGAUGUGACCAACGCAUGUGACUGGAUUGGUGUCGAUGCUUACCCCUACUUCCAGGACACCAUGGUCAACGACAUCGCCGCUGGGGCUUCACUAUUCGAUUCGGCUCUUGGCCAAACGCAGAACGCCGUGGGGGGCAAGCCUGUUUGGGUUACUGAGACCGGAUGGCCCAUUAGUGGCAAGCUCUCUGGCAACGCUCAACCAUCUACUGAAAAUGCCAAAACGUACUGGGAUGAUGUUGGCUGCAACAAGCUCUUUGGCAAGGUCAACACCUGGUGGUACACCCUUCAAGACGCCGCUCCUACCACACCUAACCCGUCUUUUGGCGUUGUUGGCUCUAGCCUAAGUACCACUCCUCUGUACGACCUUAGCUGCAGCGAUGUCUCGUCUUCGUCUACUUCCUCCGUAUCGCAUUCUUCCACAGUCGCCAGCACUCUUUCCACUGCUGCCAGCUCAGUGGCCGGCCAGGCAACUAGCUCGGCCGACACGGAAGGCUCCCCUGGUGCUGGUGGUGUCCAGAGUUCACAGAUCUCCCUCGAGGCUUCCGCUACUGGAAGCGCUACCCUCUCUUCCGGACCUUCGGCAUCUGCAACUUCCACUUCUGGUUCAGAAUCUGGUUCCGGCUCUGGCUCCGGCUCUGGCUCUGGCUCCGGCUCUGGCUCUGGUUCCGGCUCUGGUUCAGGUGCUGGUGGAUCUACUUCUGGAACUGGAAGUGGUGCUGGAAUUGGCAGCGGUUCUAACAGCACUACAACUGGUGCAUCGCCUAGCAGUACUGGGUCUAGCGUUCCAGUCAGUUCUGCUACUGGUCUCCGAUCAACUGGUGCUGCUUUCCUGGCUAUUUUGAUUGCCAUCAUGUCGAUCUAG
Messenger RNA from Truncatella angustata, 1422 nucleotides. Its product is annotated as glycoside hydrolase superfamily. Gene Ontology annotation, molecular function: glucan endo-1,3-beta-D-glucosidase activity; 1,3-beta-glucanosyltransferase activity. Gene Ontology annotation, cellular component: fungal-type cell wall; cell surface; extracellular region. The transcript is spliced from 2 exons. The record is from RefSeq and is a predicted model, not a curated record. Lineage: Eukaryota; Fungi; Ascomycota; Sordariomycetes; Amphisphaeriales; Sporocadaceae. The coding region runs from base 1 to 1422 and encodes 473 amino acids. Gene Ontology annotation, biological process: cell wall organization; carbohydrate metabolic process.